CCGGCAGCAGGCAGGGAAGCGCUUGCUGUCUCCUGGCAGACAUGGUCCACCACCAGGGUGCCAGUGUGGCCAGCCAGCCUGCAGGCCCGGCUCCUCGGCCACCUGCUUUUCGAUCCCAUUAGGCCAGACCCGGGUGGACAGGGGGAAGGGAACGGAGACAGAGGUUCUGGAUUCCAGCCACAGGAACGAAAAUUCUCGCUUUUCCCAGACGAACGGAAGAACCCUGAGCCGACUAAACCCUUCAUCUGCCCGUCCGCGCGCGGUCAGACUCUCCACUCGGUGACAGAAACUCAAGAUCGAGAGCCAGUGCUCUGGCGUCUGUCCCUUUGGCCCUCCCGCGCGCCUCCUUUCUGUCUCACCCGGGGUAGGAAACGGUCCUCGGGACAGGAUCGUGUUCCUUUCACCCUUUAUUCAGAUGCAGCCGUCAGGGCUCAUUUGGUUCCAGCCCAGCCUUUGUCCAGACAGGUGUUUGUGAACAGGGAUGUUUUCAAGCUGGUGUCCUAUACCCAGGAAAGUGUUAUACAGGUACUGCAUAGGUGCGCCAGCGGCGCGGCCCCGCCCCUAUGGCCCCGCCCACCACCAGCUCAGGUGCACAAGCCGGAAGUGCGUUCCCCUCCCAGGUGCCGGGUCGCAGGUGGCCCCGGCCCAAGAUGCAGUAGAAGCGGCGCGCCCUGGAAGCUCGGUCCCUGGCGUCACCAACCCAACUUCCAGCCCAUGGCGACCCCAGGCCUGGGGCUGCUCUGGGUACUUGGCCUGGCGCUGCUGCCCACCCGCUGGGGCCGAGCCUGGGGGGAAAACUCAACAUCAACACCGGCCUCUUUGACGCAGGAGCCCAAUGACUUCAGCUCCAAUGGGGGCCUGUCUCAGGAGGGCCUUACUGCUAUCAUUGUGGUCUUCUCCAUCCUUGGGGCUCUGGUCGUGGUGUCGGGGCUGGUGUUCAUGGUACAGAAACUUCGGGAGAAGCGGCAGACGGAGGGCACCUACCGGCCCAGCAAUGAGGAGCAGUUCUCCCACGCAGCCGAGGCCCGGGCCCCCCAGGACUCCAAGGAGACGGUUCGGGGCUGCCUGCCCAUCUAGGUCCCCUUUCCUUCCUCCAUCUCCCUUCCUUGCCGUGUGACCUUGGGGAAGGCAGCGCCCUCUCUGGGCAAUCAGAUUCAUCCAGUGCUUAAGGCUAGAAGGGAAGAAGGUGCUUAAAGACUUUGUCCCUGGAGGCAAGGGAGGGUGGGGCUGUUCACUUUUUACAUAUUUAUAUAACAUGGUAGUGAGAUAUAAUAAAGUUUUUUUUUUUGAGCUGG
Messenger RNA from Heterocephalus glaber (naked mole-rat), 1295 nucleotides. It is a transcript of the gene Crb3, whose product is annotated as crumbs cell polarity complex component 3. The record is from RefSeq and is a predicted model, not a curated record. Lineage: Eukaryota; Metazoa; Chordata; Mammalia; Rodentia; Bathyergidae.